This is a messenger RNA of Symbiodinium natans, 1005 nucleotides long. Lineage: Eukaryota; Dinophyceae; Suessiales; Symbiodiniaceae. The record is from the annotation of a GenBank genome assembly.
AUGCUACGUGAGAUGGCCCGGGCUCGCUUGCAGCCCAACCUCAUCACCUUCAACGCAACCAUCACAGCCUGCGGCCGCAGCUCCCAGUGGCAGCAUUCGCUGGCAUUGCUACUCCAAGUCCGGGACAACUUUUUGCAGCCCGACCGCACAUCAUACAAUUCAACCUUCACUGCCUGUGAAAGAGGCUCGGCGACCCGGAUGUCUGGUGAAGUGCUCUCGCAGAUGCGCUCCGCAGCGAUGCAAGCUGACCUGUACACCUACAACGCUAGCAUCAGCGCUUGUGGCAAAGAUGCCGGGUGGGAGCGCGCUGCAUGGAUCCUGUUCGACAUGGCACGAAGAGAGGUCGAGCCAGACGUUGUCAGCUUCGGAGCCGCGCUCAGCGCAUGCGAGAAAGCAUCGAAGUGGCUGGCAUCUUUGCAGCUCCUGAAGACCAUGCCCUCCACGAGGCUGGAUCCCAAUGCCAUCAUCUACAGCACAUCCAUCAGCGCUUGUGCCAAGACCUCGCAGUGGCGCUUUGCUUUGGACUUGUUGAUGGAGUUGAAGGCACGCGAGUUGAGGGCCGAUGAGGGCUGCAGGGCCGAUGUGGUGGCCUUCAGCGCAGCAAUCAAUGCAUGCAAGAAGGGGGCUGCUUGGCAGUCGGCUCUGCGGCUUUUGGGGCAGAUGAAGGAAGAGGGCCCAGAGCCCAACAUCAUCUCAUACACCGCCGCCAUGAAUGCCUGUGAGCGCGGCUCGUGCUGGCCCUUGACUUUGCUGCUCCUGCAAGAAGCCAGAGGACGCGCCCAUGUGCCCACUGAAGUCACAUAUGGCGCUGCCAUGGCCGCAUGCGGCAGAGGCUCCCUCUGGCAGUAUGCCCUGUCGGUUCUUGAUGAGAUGCAGGCUGCCGACGUCAGCCCGGACUCGUUGAUUUACAAUGCAUGCAUGCUAGCAUGCAAACGGGGAUCUCAGGGGCACUUGGCACUUCAGCUUGAAGCAAAAAGGCUGACAACAGCUGAAGUACUGAAUUAG